CGAUGAGAGGCACGAACCAGAGAUUCUCCUUGUUAGAAGUGUCUGAUGGGGUCUGUUAUAUUUUGAUACAGAAACUGAGAGAAGCCGAGAGUAAAUCACAUCACAACUGCAUCAUCGUGUGGGAUCUCUUUUAUUAAGAAGAAAACAACGCAGACGGAAACUACACUUGGAGUGAGGAACCUGCUUUACAGAAUUGCAGACACAUUUUUUUCACACAUCACUCAAACACAGAACCAGGAAACAGGAAACUCUUCAGUUCAGAGAAACUGAAACUGAAGUGCAGUUGAGCUGUUGUGUGUUUGUGUCUCUCUAUUCAAGCAGUAAAAUGGCAGAAGCCAGAAUUUCUCAGGAUGAGUUCAAGUGUUCAGUGUGUCUGGAUCUCCUGAAGGAUCCAGUGACCAUUCCCUGUGGACACAGUUUCUGUAAGAUCUGUAUUACAGGCUGCUGGGAUCAGGAGGAUCAGAUGAGAGUCUACAGCUGCCCUCAGUGCAGACAGACCUUCAGUCCAAGACCUGCUUUAGCUAAAAACACCAUGCUAGCUGAAGUGGUGGAGAAACUGAAGACUAAACUUCCUGCUGACUGUAAUGCUGGAGCUGGAGAUGUUCAGUGUGACGUCUGUGAUGGAAGAAAACGCAAAGCCGUCAAGUCCUGUCUGGGGUGUCUGGAGUCUUACUGUCAGGAUCACCUCGAACAACAUGAGAGUUUCGUUAAAAGAAAGAGACACAAUCUGAUUGAUGCCACUGGACGACUGCAGGAGAUGAUCUGCCAAACGCAUGAUAAACUCCUUGAGGUUUUCUGCCGCACUGAUCAGAAGUUUAUAUGUCUGCUGUGUACGAUGGAUGAACAUAAAAACCACGACACUGUAUCAGCUGCAGAGCAGAGGACAGAGAAUCAGAAGCAGCUGAAGGAGACACAGAGGUCGUUCCAGCAGAGGAUCCAGCAGAGAGAGAAAGAUCUUCAGCAGCUGAGAGAGGCUGUGGCGUCUCAUAAGCGCUCUGCACAGACAGCAGUGGAGAACAGUGAGAGGAUCUUCACUGAGUUCAUCCGCUCCAUUGAGAGAAGCUGUUCUGAGGCGACACAGCGGAUCAGAGAUCAGGAAAAGACUGCAGUGAGUCGAGCUGAAGGACAACUGGAGCGACUGGAGCAGGAGAUCAAUGAUCUGAGGAGGAGAGACGCUGAGCUGGAGCAGCUUUCACACACACAGGAUCACAUCCAUUUCCUGCAGAGUUUCCAGUCUCUCUCAGCUCCUCCUGAAUCUACAGACGUAAAUGACAAUCCCUUCAGUUCUCUCUCCUCUUUUGAUGGCGUGAGAGAUGCUGUCCGUCAGCUGAGAGACAAACUGGAGGAUUUCUGCAAAGAGAAGAAGAUCUCUGACAGAGUCACUUUCACCAACAUUGUUCCCAAGACCAGGAACGACUUCCUACAAUAUUCCCAUCAGCUCAAUCUGGAUCUGAACACAGCACAUAAAAACCUUCAUCUGUCUGAGAAGAACAGAGUGAUUAAAUUCACUGACACUUUCACAGUCCAGCCGUAUCCUGAUCAUCCAGACAGAUUUGAUGUGUUUCAGCAGGUGUUGUGUAGAGAGCGUGUGUGUGGACGCUGUUACUGGGAGAUUGAGUGGCGUGGGAGAAGUGUGUUUAUAUCAGUGUCAUAUAAGAGCAUGAGCAGGAAGGGACGGUGUAAUAAGUGUCGGUUUGGAUCUAAUGAUCAGUCCUGGAGUUUGUACUGCUCUUCCUCCAGUUACUCAUUCAGACACAAUAACAUAGAGACUGAACUCCCUGUAGAGCCCAUCAGCAGGAGAAUAGGAGUGUAUGUGGAUCACAGUGCAGGAACUCUGUCCUUCUACAGCGUCUCUGACACAAUGAGCCUCAUACACACAGUCCACACCACAUUCACUCAGAUGCUCUAUCCUGGGUUUAGGCUUUAUUCUAGAUCAUCAGUGAAACUUGUUGAUGAAUCAGAAUAGACUGUAGAGAAAUUCUGCCCAUAAUGCUUUAAGCUUCAUGAUAAAUCAGUGACUGUCACACGCUGGCUUGACUAGAUAAUCCGAGAUAAGAGGCUUGAUGCAGAAAGACGAUGAACACUUAUAUUUAAUAAACAUCAGGGAUAAACAGCAACAGGAAACAUUAAAACAAGACAAUGAACAUAUAAUGACUGAGGGGUUUAAAUACACAAGAUAACAAGAGACUAAAUGAAGGACAGGUGAUGGUGAGAAGUUGUCAUGGUUACAAACAAGUGUUGCUAUGGAAAUGGAAACACAGGAACCGGGAACUAAACCACAGGAACUGAAAACCAAACACAAGACAAAAUGAAUUCAAAAUAAGAGUCCAUGAAGACAGAGACAUACAGGUAAUGGUGACAGUAGCAGUCAGAUGUUAUAGUCUCUUACGUUCUCCUCAUUACAUUAAUACUACAGCUGAACUUCUGUCAGUGAAAUAAAGAGAAACCCAGAAAAAACAGGCAAAUAUACCAACAGAGAAGAGGGAGGAAAUCUGAGACACAAUGAGACUCACUGCAAAAAUGUCUGGAUGAACAAAUCCAAGACUUUCAACUCAAAACUGAAUUUAAGACAUUCAAAGAUCUCAAAAGACAAAGAUGCGAAAGUUAGAAGCAACAAUGAAAGAAAUACAGGAACAGAAAGUCAAAGUUGUGGGGAAUAACACAUAUUCAAGAGAAUUAAUCAAUCUCACAGUUUGUUGAUCAAUUCCUGUGUAAAUGAAGGAUCUCAUGAUUCUCAAUAGAAACGUGUGUGUGUGUGUGUGUGUUAAUUCAACCAUACAUCUGUUUUGUGCUUUAUUUUCUUUGAUUU
Messenger RNA from Rhinichthys klamathensis goyatoka, 2809 nucleotides. RefSeq names its product tripartite motif-containing protein 16-like. The transcript has 6 exons. Bases 326 to 1966 code for a protein of 546 amino acids. Lineage: Eukaryota; Metazoa; Chordata; Actinopteri; Cypriniformes; Leuciscidae. Gene Ontology annotation, molecular function: zinc ion binding; protein binding. The record is from RefSeq and is a predicted model, not a curated record.